CUUCUUCUGCUUUUCCCUACCUACUUUCUAAGAGCAUCUCCCUGCAACCGUUCAAUAUGAAUAAAUACAUCUUUCAAAAGGAUGCCUUUUUUACAGAUAGCCCUGAGAUUCACAUACGGCGCCACCCCGCUGUAGAAGACAUCGUGCGGCAGAACAAGGUGUGGAUCGAGCAACAGGUCGAGAAUGGCGGAAGGAUGAACUGCCAGACCCGACCGCUAUCUGACGAGGAGAGAGACGGACACUUAGUUCGUCUCUUAGGAGUCCAGAAGAUGCAUGCUAUGUUGCUCGUAGUGAAAGACGAGACUGAUUACUGGCUCAAGUAUCAUAAUCUGAAAAAAGAAUGGCCCGUUGGCGAAACCGACCAUCCAUGCGGUAUGCUCGCGACCAAUGACAAAUGGUUCAUGAUGUCUUGGGAUGACUUUCAUCUCAAGAGGUACGGUCAAGAGAGGAGGGACAGAGAAAGCUGUGUCCCUUCACAGAUGAAAGGGGAGGAUGGCCCAUUGUGGUACGAGUUCGCAGUGAAAAGUGAGUUUCAUCGAUGGAAUUGGCAGACCGACUAAAAAGAAAACCUGUAGAAUGCGAUUAUUGUAGUGGAAAAUACGACGACGUGACCCCGUUGGUCCUGGGUCGGACGACUACCGACGCCAGUACUUGGUGAUAAGAUUUCGGUGGGCGAGAACUGAAAGAAAUGGAGCUUCCGGACCCCGAUCUCGAGCAGCAACAUUGGUGGUAUAGUGCACAAGCCCUGGCCACGGCUAGAACGUGUAGAGCAUAUGAAAAUGACAGUGACUUGCGAGAUCUUGUUACAGUACCCUAGUCUUCCCUUUAAAACUAUCGUGCCG
Alternaria alternata is the source of this 842-nucleotide messenger RNA. RefSeq lists its product as hypothetical. The transcript is spliced from 2 exons. The record is from RefSeq and is a predicted model, not a curated record. Lineage: Eukaryota; Fungi; Ascomycota; Dothideomycetes; Pleosporales; Pleosporaceae. The coding region runs from base 57 to 560 and encodes 167 amino acids.